This is a messenger RNA of Sphaerodactylus townsendi, 1728 nucleotides long. RefSeq names its product E3 ubiquitin-protein ligase RNF170-like. The transcript is spliced from 6 exons. The record is from RefSeq and is a predicted model, not a curated record. NCBI's taxonomy places the organism in Eukaryota, Metazoa, Chordata, Lepidosauria, Squamata, Sphaerodactylidae. Bases 131 to 964 code for a protein of 277 amino acids. Gene Ontology annotation, molecular function: ubiquitin protein ligase activity; metal ion binding.
UAAAAGCCCUUACUUUUUAAAAGUGUUCUAUUUUAGGAAAUUUGGAAAGAAAUUCCCUUCCUUCCUGGUAUUUAGCGACCCUGGCAAAACCUUGAAAUUAGUCAGGCAGGUUAAUCAUUAACUGAAAUAGAUGGCCUGCCUUAAUGAAUUGUGGGCUGUGACUCAGAAUCAUAACAUGAUCCUGUCAGCUAGGCACACAGAGAUCACAGCAAGCUUUGGAAGGCGAUGUCCUUAUGCCUCUACUGAAGUACGAAUGAUGCACAACACACUGAACAGAUCUUCCUGGAUCAGUUUUCUUAGUUUAAAUCAAGAGAUGAGCCCUCUGGAAAACAACUAUGCCUCUUUGUCUCCAAGAAAACACAUAGAAUCUCUUAGGCACUGGCAGCAAUGUUACUACAGUGAUUUGACCUGCCCUAUCUGCCUUCAGACGGCCAAUUUCCCAGUAGAAACCAACUGUGGACAUUUAUUUUGUGGUUCCUGUCUGAUUGAGUACUGGAAACAUGGAUCUUGGUUAGGAGCAAUAAACUGUCCACUCUGCAGACAGAAGGUUAUUUUUCUUUACAACAUCGCUUGUGAAAACCAGCAGGAUAAGCGAAGCAAACAAACUGUGGGUGACAUCAGAGAUUACAACAAACGUUUCUCAGGACAGCCUCGGCCUUUUGCAGAUUACCUCUACGACAUGCCAUUACUUCUGAACCUUGCUAUACGAGGAAUUUUCACCUUGGGUGGCCUUAUAGGAAUCUUCUUCCUAAGAGUUGCCAUCUGCUCUUUUGGAACAAUUAUGUGCUUAACAUCUCCAUUUGACAUGAUGCCAGAACCUAUUUGUGGAAUCCUGGGUGCAGUCGAUGACCUGGUUGUUGUGUUCUUACUUUUAAUUUGUUUGAUAAACAUUUGUUCACAAGUGGAAUCUGAAGGAGCAAAUUUGACAAACUCUACAACACAAAACAUCUUGUUGGAAUCUUAAUGGAUUAAAGCACUGCAUGUUCCUAAAUGAAAACUGAUCAGAUCAUGAUGAGCUUUCCUGACAUUUGGAAGCAAGGAUAAACUGAGCUUUAAAAAAUUUCAAAGGUUGAGGGAUCACACUGGUGUUUACUGAAAAUAUGUUGGAUAAAACUUUUAAAGUUAAUCAUGGACUACUGCCCAAUGAUGUCUGUAAGUCUCCAGAAAUGUCCUGUGAAGGUGGACCUUCAUUACCAAAUGCCAAUUUUGCAUGUGUACUUUUGAGUUCUGGGAGGCACAAAGAUUACAGCUCAACAACUGUGAUAUUACUAUAAACACUUCAGUGCAUUUGAACUUGACAAUAUUCUGUUGCAAUGGCAUCUACAAAGUAACCUCCAUGGGAUAAGUGUGCAGAAAAAAGAGAAGUGAACCUGAAAUUCUGCAUUUGUGCAAACACGUUUAAUAAUUUUGGUAAGGUUUCCUACAGUUCUUAACAGUCGUGACAUUAUCCAAAAUCAAACUACAAUUCAAAACUGAAGGGAAAAAACUAAAGCAAAACCCAGAAACUCAAAAAUGAGGGAUUAGAAGGAUCAAACAAGGAACCUGAGAAUGUUGUUAUCUGAUUUUUCUGCAAAUAAGUAGAGCUCUUUUCAAAUCACUUUGUCAUGCUUUACCUUCUUCAUAUGGUACCUCAAGUUUUUAUUUUCAUGGUAGUAACUUCCCUCCUUUGUUCGCAAAAAGGCCUUCUUGUUUAGUUUUCAUAAACAUACUUGCAAUAAAAAAAUCAAA